Messenger RNA from Candida tropicalis MYA-3404, 1146 nucleotides. RefSeq names its product transcription factor TFIIE subunit (gene TFA1). Bases 1 to 1146 code for a protein of 381 amino acids. Lineage: Eukaryota; Fungi; Ascomycota; Pichiomycetes; Serinales; Debaryomycetaceae. Gene Ontology annotation, cellular component: transcription factor TFIIE complex. The record is from RefSeq and is a predicted model, not a curated record. The transcript has a single exon. Gene Ontology annotation, biological process: transcription initiation at RNA polymerase II promoter; transcription open complex formation at RNA polymerase II promoter.
AUGGACGAUUCAGUCAGAUCACUUAUUAGAUUUGUUAGUAGAGGAUUCUAUACCACACCAUUUGUGUUAAUUCUUGAUGCAGUCCUUCGUCAUUCAGUUCUUUCCGAAGAUGAUUUGAUUCAUUUAUUGGGGAUAAAGAGAAAAGAAUUACGUUCUUUAUGUAACAAGUUAGUUGAAGAUAGAUUAUUGACCAGUCAUGUACAAAGAGAAGAUAACGGUCAACAGAAAUAUGUUACUCGUACAUAUUUUUUCAUUCACACCACUGAAGCUAUUGAUUCGAUUAAAUGGAAAGUGCAUUCGAUUGUCAAUCAAUUAAAACAAGAAAUGUCUAGUUUUGGUAAUCCACAAGGUUAUGUUUGUCCUAGAUGUGGUAAUAAAGUUAGUCAGUUGGAUGCUAUUUCCAUGUUGAGUGAAGAUAAAACUGAAUUCAUUUGUGAUGUCUGCCAAGGAGUAUUAGUUGAAGAUGAUUCUUCUCAACAAGCAACAUUGAAACAAGAAAGAUUGGAAAAAUUGAUGAAACAAGUUGAUCCAAUCAUUAAAUUCUUGAAGAUUAUAGAUGAAACUCACAUUCAAGAUAAUGAUUUCGAAACAGCAUUACUACAAGCCAUUCCUGCACAAUCGGCCACUACUGCUUCAUACACAGUAUCCAACCGUGCCAACUAUAAAUCUAGUGCUCCUCAAUCUAUGAAUGCUACUACCUUAGUUUCUAUCACGGCAAAUGAUGAAAACUACGAACGUGAAUUACAAGAGAAAUUGGCCAGACAAAAGAUGUUGGAAACCAAUGCUUUACCUUCAUGGUAUUCUAAUUCAACUAUCGGAAUGCAAAAUUCGGUUAAUGAUUCGAGUGAGACAAAAUCAGGUACGGAAGAUGGUGGAGAAGAUGCGGGUGACGGAGCAAGUGGUGAGAUUAAAAAGGAAGAAGGAGAAGAUUCCUCUAGCAAAGAACCUGAAACACCGGUUGUUAAUACCACCACCACCACUAAUAAUAAUAGUAUCAAUAAUACUGCUGAGUUGAGGGAGAAAGAAGUACAAGAUCGGGAAGCUCAAAAUGCAUUGGCAGCUUAUUAUGCUCAAUUGGCGCAAGAUGAAGCUGAAGAGGAGGACGACGAUGACGAUGACGAUGAAGAAUUUGAUGAUAUACUUUAA